Molecule: messenger RNA, 2522 nt
Organism: Phragmites australis (common reed)
Lineage: Eukaryota; Viridiplantae; Streptophyta; Magnoliopsida; Poales; Poaceae
Product: phosphatidylinositol/phosphatidylcholine transfer protein SFH6-like
Exons: 15
Coding region: 288-2102 (604 amino acids)
Source: RefSeq, a predicted model, not a curated record
UCCGUGUACCGUAUGUCUCCGGGUGAAAAUACGGUCAUAUAGGAGCCAUACUGCCCACCCCCCUUCCAGUUACCAGCCCCAGAAGGAGCAAACAAAGAGACAGAGCGGCACGGGAGGAGAGAGUUAGCAGCAGAGGAGGGAGGGAAAAGAGAGAAAGCUCCAAUCUUUCGUCCCCCCUAGCUGCCGAGAUUCUUGAUUGCCGGAACGAAAAAUAGGUGAUUAAAGAUUGACCAUUCGGACGCGAGGUCUGAGCUGAGCUUUCCAAGAACCCGAAUUUGGCGAAGAAAAUGUCAGUGGGCCAUGCGGACGACAUCGAGAUAUCGCUGUGCGACGGUAACUCGGAGGACGAGCGGCGGCGGCGCAAGAUCGGGUCGCUACGGCGGAAGGCCAUUCACGCGCUCAAGAAGCGCGGCCGGAGGCGCGUCGACUUCCGCUUCCCGCCGACGGCCAUCUCCAUCGAGGACGUCCGCGACGCCGAGGAGGAGCGCGCCGUCGCCGCCUUCCGCGACCGCCUCGUCGCGCACGUGCUCCUCCCUGACAAGCACGACGACUACCACGUGAUGCUAAGGUUUUUGAAGGCCAGGAAGUUCGAUGCCGAGAAGGCAAUGCAGAUGUGGGCAGAGAUGCUGAGAUGGAGGAAAGAGUUUGGAGCCGACUCAAUCCUUGAGGAUUUUGAGUUUGAAGAGCUGGAUGAAGUGUUGUGCUACUACCCUCAGGGCUACCAUGGCGUUGACCGUGAGGGCCGGCCGGUGUACAUUGAGAGGCUCGGGAAGGUUGAUCCGAACAAGCUCAUGCAGAUCACCUCUGUGGAUAGGUACAUCAAGUACCACGUCCAGGAGUUUGAGAGGGCCUUAAGGGAGAGGUUCCCUGCCUGCACAUUGGCUGCCAAGAGGCACAUUGACUCCACCACCACCAUCUUGGACGUCCAGGGUGUGGGGUUUAAGAAUUUCUCCAAGACUGCUAGGGACCUUGUACACCGCAUGCAGAAGAUUGACAGCGACUGUUAUCCUGAGACACUACACCAAAUGUUUGUCGUGAAUGCGGGCAGUGGAUUCAAGUUGAUCUGGAACAGUGUGAAGGGCUUCCUUGACCCAAAAACCUCAUCCAAGAUUCAUGUUCUCGGUUCGAACUACCAGAGUAGACUUCUUGAAGUAAUAGACUCGAGUGAGUUGCCAGAUUUCCUUGGUGGUUCAUGCACGUGUAGUGACAAGGGUGGUUGUCUUGGCUCGAACAAAGGGCCGUGGAAUGAUCCUUUUAUCUUGAAGCUGAUACACAAUUUGGAAGCUGGUUGUGUGAGGGAUAUCAAGCCAGUUUCUGAGGGGGGAGAAAGAAGCAGCUCCUCUCUUCGGUUGGAACAGUUCAAGUGGCAGGGCAUGUUUAGUGAUACAUCAAAUGCUGAAUCAGGAUCUGAUGUUGACGAUUUUUGUCCGUCAUUUGUUCAGAAAGUUGCUGACUAUGGUUGCUUGACUCCAGUCCACGAGGAAGUAAAAGGCACAUAUUCUGCAACAUACUUCAGCUGUGAAGAUCGGAGUCACCCAAAUAUGGCUCCUGAAUCUUGCCGUGGAGUGCGACAAACUACUGAAAUGGUGCAGAAACCAAUCGCUGAUUUCAGGCAAUCUUCCACCAACGGAGGGAACAAUGCUCUUAAUUUGGAUGGUACAAUUGCUCAAAGGGGUUGGGAAAGUCUGGUUAAACUUGCAGUCACAGCCUUGAUAAAGCUAUUUUCUUUCAUCCGUCUUUUCAUCUCUAGAGCUGAGAGGCGGCUUGAGAACGUCCAUCAUUCUACUCCACCAGUACCAGCACAAGAACCAGAGAAGCCACAGCCUCGAUCUGUCAGUGAUGGAGAAAUGUGUGCUUGUUUACGGCGUCUUGACAAUCUCGAGUCGUUGUGCAAUCAUCUUACCACCAAACCACCCCAGAUCCCAGAGGAUAAAGAACUCAUACUGUUGAACUCCUUUGAGCGGAUCAAAUCUGUUGAGGCUGACCUCGAGAGGACCAAAAGAGUAUUGCAUGCCACAGUGGUGAAGCAGAAGGCAUUGGUGGAGACUCUGGAAUCUGUACAGGAGUCGUCUAGAGUUAGGAAGAGGAUGUUUUGUUCAUAGGGAUAUGGAGUAACACCAAAUCCGGACAAUGUCAGACAUUAACCAGUGAAGCUGACGCAUGAAGCUACCGGUGCCAUUUUUGACCUCCCCGACUUCAGCCUCGCCCAAGAAAGAAAAGAAAACCAUUAAAAAUGAAAGGGAAGAUAUAUAUCAUCUGUUGCUAGUCGCUUCCUUUCAUCACCUCACCCUCUUUUUGCAGCUGCUAUUUGUACUCCCGUGCCCCUUCUGGUGCCUGGUGAAUGCUGUUCUUUUUUCUAGGCCAAAGUUAUCUCGCGGCCUCGCAUUCAGGGCAGAUACGGGUGAAUUGCCGUUUGAACUGCUGAAGCUGUACUGAUCCCGUGGCUGGAGCUGGAAGCACACAUUGGCAACCUUUCAUGUUAAUGUCGGUGUACAUGCAACCUCUGGUGAUCUGAAUAUAGA